This is a messenger RNA of Bolinopsis microptera, 441 nucleotides long. RefSeq lists its product as uncharacterized. Bases 57 to 350 code for a protein of 97 amino acids. Gene Ontology annotation, molecular function: glutathione disulfide oxidoreductase activity. The record is from RefSeq and is a predicted model, not a curated record. Gene Ontology annotation, cellular component: mitochondrion. NCBI's taxonomy places the organism in Eukaryota, Metazoa, Ctenophora, Tentaculata, Lobata, Bolinopsidae. The transcript is spliced from 3 exons.
AUUUGAGCUCAAGAAUCACGAUAGGUGCGACCAGCAGUUCUGCAAAUCACAGCACCAUGGCUCAACAAAUUGUAGAUAGUGGUAUCAAGGAGAACAAGGUGUUUGUGAUCAGUAAAACUUACUGCCCUUUCUGUACCAAGGCUAAGAAAUACCUCAACCAAGCUGGAAUAAAAGAUGCAAAGAUAUUAGAGAUAGAGGACAUGUCGGAGAUGGACGCUAUACAGGACUACUGCAAGAAGCUGACCGGUGCACGGAGUGUACCCCGUGUCUGGAUUAACGGCAAGUUCAUUGGAGGAGGAGAUGAUGUGGAGCGAGCCUUCAAGAAGGGGGACCUCCAGAAGAUGGCUUAGCUUUUCUUAGUGUCCCGUUGAAAGUAGAGUCCUCGUUUUAUAAAUGCUCUAAUAAUAUGAUUGUUUCAUGGUAUGGUUCGUUAUGCAGAUA